UUCAGUAUAAAAUUGUAAUGUCCGUAGAUCUCACGCAGGUUUUAUAAGAACUUAAAUAAUCUAAGAAAUAUUUUAUUUAAAGGAGAUACAGACCAUAAAGACAAACAUUCCCGUGAUCUUGAUAUAUUUAUUUAUAAAUUAUUAAAUCAAAGUGGUAAAAAUGAACUAAAAAGAAUCCCCCAUGAAGUGGUUUCUCUUGUUCGUAGUGGCCCUUGGCCUGGGCCUAGCCGCGGCCUCCACCGAUUCCCUGUCCGACUCCGACGCCUCGUCCGAGUCCGGAGUCCAGUUCGAAUCUGGGUAUAACUAUUACCGUCUGCCGACCUCGCUGCGCCCGCAAAGGUAUCACCUGCGCGUCCUCACCCAGCUGGAGAAUCCCGAGGAUCUGCGGUUUACCGGCAGCGUCAAGAUCCUGAUCGAGGCCCUGGAGAACACCAAGAACAUAACGCUGCACUCGAAGAAUCUGACCAUCGAUGAGUCCAAGAUCACCCUGAGUCAUGUUAGCGGUGCGGAGAAGAAGGAUAACUGUGUGUCCUUCACGUCAGUGAAUCCCAGCCAUGACUUUUACAUCCUAAACACGUGCCAAGAGCUGGUCGCCGGCAAUGUGUACGAGCUAUUCCUGCCCUUUGCCGCCGAUUUGAACCGACAGCUGGAGGGUUACUACCGCAGUUCCUACAAGGAUCCGGUGGCCAACAAAACCAAAUGGAUCUCUGUCACCCAGUUUGAGCCUGCUUCGGCUCGUCUGGCCUUUCCCUGCUUCGAUGAGCCCGACUUCAAGGCGCCCUUUGUGGUCACCUUGGGUUACCACAAGAAGUACACGGGACUCAGCAAUAUGCCAGUGAAGGAGACCAAGCCACAUGAAUCUCUCCAGGACUACGUGUGGACUGAAUUCGAGGAGUCAGUGCCCAUGUCCACUUACCUGAUUGCCUACUCUGUCAAUGACUUCUCCCACAAGCCUUCGACUCUGCCCAAUGGAGCCCUCUUCCGCACCUGGGCCCGUCCCAAUGCCAUCGAUCAGUGCGACUAUGCGGCAGAGUUUGGCCCCAAGGUCCUCCAGUACUACGAGCAGUUCUUCGGCAUCAAGUUCCCGCUGCCCAAGAUCGACCAGAUCGCCGUGCCCGACUUCAGUGCCGGAGCCAUGGAGAACUGGGGUCUGGUCACGUACAGGGAGAUCGCGUUGCUCUACUCGGCGGCGCACUCCUCGCUGGCGGACAAGCAGCGUGUGGCCAGUGUGGUGGCCCAUGAGUUGGCUCAUCAGUGGUUCGGCAAUCUGGUCACCAUGAAGUGGUGGACGGAUCUGUGGCUCAACGAGGGAUUCGCCACGUAUGUGGCCAGUUUGGGAGUGGAGAACAUCAACCCGGAGUGGCGGGCCAUGGAGCAGGAGUCGCUGUCCAAUCUGCUGACCAUCUUCCGCAGGGAUGCCCUGGAGAGCAGUCAUCCCAUCUCGCGGCCCAUUCAGAUGGUGUCGGAGAUCUCCGAGAGCUUUGAUCAGAUCUCUUACCAGAAGGGUUCCACGGUGCUGCGCAUGAUGCAUCUGUUCCUGGGCGAGGAGUCCUUCCGCUCCGGCUUGCAGUCGUAUCUGCAGAAGUACUCCUACAAGAAUGCAGAGCAGGACAACCUCUGGGAGUCGCUAACCCAGGCGGCGCACAAGUAUCGAGCCUUGCCCAAGAGCUACGACAUCAAGAGCAUCAUGGACUCCUGGACCCUGCAGACGGGAUACCCCGUGAUCAAUGUGACCCGUGACUACACCGCCAAGACCGCCAAGCUGAGCCAGCAGCGGUAUCUCCUGAAUACAGAGAUCGCUCGUGCCCAUCGCGGUGGAUGCUGGUGGGUGCCACUGAGCUACACCACUCAGGCUGAGCAGGACUUCAACAACACGGCGCCCAAGGCCUGGAUGGAGUGCGGCAAGGAGGGCCAGAGCCUGGGCAAGACAAUCAAGGACCUGCCGGGGGCCGAUCAGUGGGUGAUCUUCAACACGCAGCUGUCGACGCUCUACAAGGUGAACUACGAUGCCCAGAACUGGAAGCUCCUGAUCGAGACGCUGACCGGUGGCGACUUCGAGCGCAUCCAUGUGAUCAACCGGGCGCAGCUGAUCGACGAUGCCCUGUACCUGGCCUGGACCGGGGAGCAGGACUACGAGAUUGCCAUGCGGCUGAUCGAGUACCUGCAGCGGGAGAGGGAGUACCUGCCGUGGAAGUCGGCCUUCGAGAAUCUGAAGCGAGUGGGCCGCAUCGUUCGACAGACGCCCGACUUUGAGUUCUUUAAGCGCUACAUGAAGAAGCUGAUCGCGCCGAUCUACGAGCACCUGAGCGGCAUCAAUGACACCUUCAGCUCCAUUCAGCAGCAGGAUCAGGUCCUGCUCAAGACCAUGGUCGUGAACUGGGCGUGUCAGUACCAAGUGGAUGACUGCGUCCCUCGGGCGGUGGACUACUACCGCAAGUGGCAGGCGGAGGCGAAUCCCGACGAGAAGAACCCGGUGCCCAUUAAUGUGCGCAGCACUGUUUAUUGCACUGCGAUCAGGCACGGAUCGGAUGCCGACUGGGAGUUCCUCUGGACGCGGUACAAGAAGUCCAAUGUGGCCGCCGAGAAGAGGACCAUCCUGACCGCUUUGGGUUGCUCCAGGGAGGUCUGGGUGCUGCAGCGGUAUCUGGAGCUGACCUUCGAUCCCAAGGAGGCCAUACGCAAGCAGGACUCCAUGUGGGCCUUCCAGGCGGUGGCCUUCAACGAGGUGGGCUUCCUGCUGGCCAAGAAGUACUUCAUGGACAACGUUGAGUUUAUCUACAAGUUCUACCAUCCUCUCACCAAGGACAUGUCCCGCCUCCUGUCGCCGCUUUCGGAACAGGUCAUCACCCAGACCGACUUCAAUGAGUUCAAGGACUUUGUGAACAACUCCCGACAGUCGCUCAAGGGCCUGGAGCAGGCCAUCCAGCAAACCCUGGAGAUAAUGCUCACCAAUGUGCAGUGGAAGGAGCGCAACUACCACCAGAUGUCACGCUCCAUUCAGCAGCUUCUCUAGAUUGUCCAGCCCUUAGACUCUCAUCAGCUCAUUUAAAGGAAUCUCCAAGUUUCAGCAGCAGGAAUAUUAUGAAUAUUUAAAGUCCCUUAAAUAAAAUAUUUAAUACACUCUA
This is a messenger RNA of Drosophila serrata, 3125 nucleotides long. RefSeq names its product aminopeptidase SP1029. Gene Ontology annotation, biological process: proteolysis; peptide catabolic process. Gene Ontology annotation, cellular component: cytoplasm; membrane. Lineage: Eukaryota; Metazoa; Arthropoda; Insecta; Diptera; Drosophilidae. Gene Ontology annotation, molecular function: metalloaminopeptidase activity; zinc ion binding; peptide binding. The record is from RefSeq and is a predicted model, not a curated record.